AUGGAUCACUACUUGGACGAUAAUGACAGUGAUGAUAUGCAAGCAGGGGUACCAUCUGUUGUUGACACAUUCAAAUAUAAGAGAUCUAAAAUUUGGGACAUUUAUAAGCCUGUCACCGUAAAUGGCCUGACUAAUACGGCGGAAUGCCACUACUGCGGUGCUCGCUAUAGUUGUAAAGAUGGUGGUGGUGGUCAAUUGUGGCGGCACUACAGAAAAUGUCGAGCCAAGGACGGUCUGGGUCCGAGCCAGGAGCAACAGGAUGCGGCGGGCCUUCAACAUGCAUCACCCACUAAUUUGGAUAGGAUAAUACAUUUUAAGGACGCUCGCGCACUAGAUUCUGAAAGUGGGCCAUUUAAUGUCAUAUGGGAAGCUAUAAGAGAUUGGAAUCUUGAUCGGAAGCUUUUUAGCCUGACAUGUGUCAGUGAAAUCAGAAACGAUGAGCGUACAUCUAACCUGAAGGACUUUCUCAUCCAAAGGAAAUGCUUUCCUAUUGGUGGUGAGCUAUGCAAUACUGCUUGUCUGGAUGAUAAGCCAAGUGUCGACACAUCAAUUUGUGAAACUCGUGAUGUUCAAGUGGGUGGAUUUUACCGUGACUCGUUGGAAGAUCCAGACAAGCAUCUUAAUGUGCAGAGCCAGAUAUCGACAGAGCUUAACAAGUACCUUGAUGAUGACCUUGUUCCGAGGAACGAUGAUUUCAAUAUUAUGAACUGGUGGAUGAGUAAUUCUGCAAAAUAUCCAACUCUCUCUGUCAUGGCACGUGACAUCUUGGCAAUGCCUGGUUCUGCUGUUCAUUGUGAGGCAGCAUUAAGCAGCGUGGGGCCAGGAAUUAGUAAGCAAUGGAGCAAAUUGAAUAUCAAAACAAUUGAGGCUCUCGUAUGCAUCCGAGAUUGGAUUAAGUAG
Molecule: messenger RNA, 900 nt
Organism: Miscanthus lutarioriparius
Lineage: Eukaryota; Viridiplantae; Streptophyta; Magnoliopsida; Poales; Poaceae
Source: the annotation of a GenBank genome assembly